AUGGCUGGAUGGCCGGCAACAAACAACCAGAAGAUGGAUUCUAGAGCUAUGAAAGAGAAUGAUAUGUGGUUGGGUCCCUUGCUUUCUCCAAAUUCUGGUGACUUAUUGCAGAAUUGUGAUCUGCCUCCACCAUUGAAGGUUUUUUCUUGGUCAGAUAGGACUGUCAUAUCAUCGAUGAAUAGAGGUUUUAGCAUGACGAGAAGGGAACCUGAUCGUGAUGAUUUUGAUGUGUAUAGUGGUUCUGGUGGUGAGAAUUAUGAGAAGUUGGAGCUUCUGAAGGCAUUAAGGUUGUCACAGACAAGAGCAAGGGAAGCUGAGAGGAAGGCUGCAAGUUUGGUUAAGGAGAGGGAUUGUGUUGCCAAAGCUUUGUUGCAUGAGUCCUUUCAGUUAUUUGUUUAUCGCCAAUGGGUGAGGCUGCUUGAGCUUCAAGUUUUGAAGGCACAAACACAACGUCAACAGCAAGAAAAGAAAUUGUGUUGUGGUUGUGGUAGAUCAAAGGAGGCGAAAGACCAUUCAGAAGAAGAAGAGGCUCUUUGUGAUGGGAGCAGGGAGUCUUGGAUUUGUGUGGCUUUGACAUUUUGUAUGGGCAUUGUUGGUUUAGGACUUGCCUUUGGUUGCUGUUAUUUCUUAUGA
Populus nigra (black poplar) is the source of this 633-nucleotide messenger RNA. RefSeq lists its product as uncharacterized. Lineage: Eukaryota; Viridiplantae; Streptophyta; Magnoliopsida; Malpighiales; Salicaceae. Bases 1 to 633 code for a protein of 210 amino acids. The transcript has a single exon. The record is from RefSeq and is a predicted model, not a curated record.